This is a messenger RNA of Calypte anna (Anna's hummingbird), 3732 nucleotides long. RefSeq names its product ATPase plasma membrane Ca2+ transporting 2 (gene ATP2B2). Gene Ontology annotation, cellular component: intracellular membrane-bounded organelle; postsynaptic density membrane. Lineage: Eukaryota; Metazoa; Chordata; Aves; Apodiformes; Trochilidae. Gene Ontology annotation, biological process: calcium ion transmembrane transport; regulation of cytosolic calcium ion concentration. Gene Ontology annotation, molecular function: ATP hydrolysis activity; P-type calcium transporter activity; ATP binding. The record is from RefSeq and is a predicted model, not a curated record.
AUGGGAGACAUGACAAAUAGCGAUUUUUAUUCCAAGAACCAAAGAAAUGAGGCCAACCAUGCAGGAGAGUUUGGGUGCACGCUGCAGGAACUGCGCUCCCUCAUGGAACUCCGAGGAACAGAAGCAGUAGUAAAAAUUAAAGAGACGUAUGGGGAAACAGAGGGGCUCUGCAGACACCUGAAGACAUCACCAACAGAAGGAUUAGCUGGCACUGCUGCAGACCUAGAAAAAAGAAAGCUUAUUUUUGGAAAAAAUUUUAUACCUCCAAAGAAGCCAAAAACAUUCAUACAGCUAGUCUGGGAAGCGUUGCAGGACGUGACUCUUAUAAUCUUGGAAAUUGCAGCCAUCAUAUCUUUGGGGCUUUCAUUUUACCAGCCACCUGGAGAAGGGAAUGAAGGAUGUGGUACUGCAGCAGGAGGAGCUGAAGAUGAGGGUGAGGCUGAAGCUGGCUGGAUUGAAGGUGCUGCCAUCCUACUCUCUGUUAUCUGUGUUGUCCUUGUCACUGCCUUCAAUGACUGGAGCAAGGAGAAGCAGUUUCGAGGGCUUCAAAGUCGUAUUGAGCAGGAACAGAAAUUUACUGUUGUCCGAGGUGGACAAGUUAUCCAAAUCCCAGUGGCAGAGAUAGUAGUUGGUGACAUUGCACAGGUGAAAUAUGGUGAUCUUCUACCUGCCGAUGGGAUAUUUAUUCAAGGAAAUGAUCUUAAAAUCGAUGAAAGCUCUUUAACUGGAGAGUCUGACCAAGUCCGCAAAUCUGUUGACAAGGACCCAAUGCUGCUGUCAGGUACUCAUGUCAUGGAAGGCUCUGGCCGAAUGCUUGUGACUGCUGUGGGUGUGAAUUCUCAGACAGGGAUCAUCUUUACUCUGCUGGGUGCUGGAGGAGAAGAAGAAGAAAAGAAGGAUAAGAAAGGUGUGAAACAGGAGGAUGGACAUCAGCUUCCAGCUACAGAUGGUGCAGCAGGUGCAAAUGCCACUGAUAAUGCAAAUGCCAGCUUAGUCAAUGGCAAAAUGCAGGAUGGGAAUAUGGAGAACAGCCAGAACAAAGCCAAGCAGCAGGAUGGGGCUGCUGCCAUGGAGAUGCAGCCACUGAAGAGUGCAGAAGGGGGAGAGGGAGAUGACAAAGACAAGAAGAAAUCCAACAUGCACAAGAAAGAAAAAUCUGUUCUUCAGGGAAAGCUGACCAAGCUGGCAGUCCAGAUAGGCAAAGCAGGUUUGGUGAUGUCUGCUAUCACUGUCAUCAUUUUGGUACUCUAUUUUGCCAUUGACACCUUUGUGGUCAACAAGAAGCAGUGGUUGCCUGAGUGCACUCCUGUCUAUGUUCAGUAUUUUGUGAAAUUCUUCAUUAUUGGUGUUACUGUACUUGUGGUUGCUGUUCCUGAGGGGCUUCCACUCGCUGUCACUAUUUCUCUGGCUUACUCUGUAAAGAAAAUGAUGAGGGACAACAACCUGGUCCGCCACUUAGAUGCUUGUGAAACCAUGGGUAAUGCCACAGCCAUCUGCUCAGACAAGACAGGGACUCUGACCACCAACAGGAUGACUGUUGUCCAAGCCUACGUUGGGGAUGUCCAUUACAAAGAGAUCCCUGACCCAGAUUCUGUACCUGCCAAAACCCUUGAGCUGCUGGUUAAUGCAAUUGCUAUCAACAGUGCUUACACUACAAAAAUCCUGCCACCAGAGAAAGAGGGUGGGCUGCCUCGCCAGGUGGGCAACAAGACAGAGUGUGCUCUUGGGUUUGUCCUGGACCUGAAGCAGGAUUAUGAGCCUGUUCGGAGCCUCAUCCCUGAGGAGAAACUUUACAAAGUUUAUACAUUCAACUCUGUCAGGAAGUCCAUGAGCACUGUCAUUAAAAUGCCAGUGGGAGUUUCCGGCAUGUACAGCAAAGGAGCUUCUGAAAUUGUGCUGAAGAAAUGUUCCAGGAUCCUUAAUGCUGCUGGUGAACCUCGUGUCUUCAGACCACGCGACCGAGAUGAAAUGGUGAAGAAAGUGAUUGAGCCCAUGGCCUGUGAUGGGCUGAGAACCAUCUGUGUUGCUUCGGACUUCAGCAGCAGCCCCGAGCCCGACUGGGACAAUGAGAACGACAUCUUAUCCGACCUGACCUGCAUCUGUGUGGUGGGCAUUGAAGACCCAGUAAGGCCAGAGGUCCCAGAAGCCAUAAGAAAGUGCCAGCGAGCUGGAAUCACAGUCCGCAUGGUCACUGGAGACAACAUCAACACAGCACGUGCCAUUGCCAUCAAGUGUGGGAUCAUCCAUCCAGGAGAAGACUUCCUCUGCCUUGAAGGGAAAGAGUUCAACAGAAGGAUCCGAAAUGAGAAGGGAGAGAUUGAGCAAGAGAGGAUUGACAAAAUCUGGCCCAAGCUUCGAGUGCUUGCUCGCUCAUCUCCCACAGACAAGCACACUCUGGUAAAAGGUAUUAUUGACAGCACGCAGGUGGAGCAGAGGCAGGUUGUAGCUGUGACUGGGGAUGGAACCAAUGAUGGACCAGCACUUAAAAAAGCUGAUGUUGGCUUUGCAAUGGGUAUUGCUGGAACAGACGUUGCAAAGGAAGCCUCAGACAUCAUCCUAACAGAUGACAAUUUCAGCAGCAUUGUCAAGGCUGUAAUGUGGGGCCGUAAUGUCUAUGACAGCAUCUCCAAGUUCCUGCAGUUCCAGCUCACUGUCAACAUCGUGGCUGUGAUUGUGGCUUUCACUGGAGCGUGCAUUACCCAGGACUCUCCUCUAAAAGCUGUGCAGAUGUUGUGGGUCAAUCUCAUUAUGGACACCUUUGCCUCCCUGGCUUUGGCCACUGAGCCCCCAACAGAGGCUCUGUUGCUAAGGAAGCCCUAUGGCAGGAACAAACCUCUCAUAUCCCGGACCAUGAUGAAGAACAUCCUGGGCCAUGCUGUUUACCAGCUUACUCUUAUAUUCACACUUCUUUUUGUUGGUGAAAAGAUGUUUAAGAUUGACAGUGGGAGGAAUGCUCCACUUCACUCUCCUCCUUCAGAGCAUUACACCAUUAUCUUCAACACCUUUGUCAUGAUGCAGCUUUUCAAUGAAAUCAACGCACGGAAAAUCCACGGUGAAAGAAAUGUCUUUGAUGGCAUCUUCAGAAAUCCCAUUUUUUGCACUAUUGUACUGGGUACAUUUGCUAUUCAGAUAGUGAUUGUCCAGUUUGGAGGAAAACCUUUUAGCUGUUCUCCCCUGCAGCUUGACCAGUGGAUGUGGUGUGUAUUUAUUGGAUUAGGAGAACUUGUAUGGGGUCAGGUCAUUGCAACCAUCCCAACAAGUAGGCUAAAGUUUUUAAAGGAGGCAGGGAGGCUCACUGAGAAAGAGGAGGCCCCUGAAGAAGAGCUCAAUGAAGAUGUUGAAGAAAUUGAUCAUGCAGAGAGAGAACUUCGACGUGGACAAAUUCUCUGGUUCAGAGGGCUCAACCGAAUCCAGACCCAGAUCCGCGUCGUGAAGGCAUUCCGUAGCUCUCUCUAUGAAGGUUUAGAAAAACCAGAAUCUAGAACCUCUAUUCACAACUUUAUGACUCAUCCUGAAUUUAGGAUAGAAGAUUCCCAGCCCCACAUCCCACUCAUUGAUGACACAGACCUAGAAGAAGACCCUGCUCUCAAGAAAAACUCAAGUCCACCGUCUUCGCUGAACAAGAACAACAGUGCUAUCGACAGUGGAAUAAAUCUUACAACUGAUACAAGUAAAUCAGCUACCUCUUCUAGUCCAGGAAGCCCAAUACAUAGCCUGGAGACAUCACUUUAG